Eucalyptus grandis is the source of this 1186-nucleotide messenger RNA. RefSeq names its product protein ASYMMETRIC LEAVES 2. The transcript is spliced from 3 exons. Bases 178 to 822 code for a protein of 214 amino acids. The record is from RefSeq and is a predicted model, not a curated record. Lineage: Eukaryota; Viridiplantae; Streptophyta; Magnoliopsida; Myrtales; Myrtaceae.
GGCCUGGGGAGAUCCAACUAUCCGCACGGGUCAACGUGAGCUUAGGGAGAGAAAGAAGGCAAAGAAACGAGAAGUUGGAGAAAUAAAAAGACGAUAAACACAGGAUCCGGAGUUUCGCAAGUUUGCACGCAGCCAUCGUUCCAGCAUUUACCGGGAGAAUUUCGGGAACGAGUUAGGAUGGCGUCGUCAUCCACGUCCCCGUGCGCCGCCUGCAAGUUCCUCCGCCGCAAGUGCCAGCCCGAGUGCGUGUUUGCGCCCUACUUCCCACCAGACCAGCCACAGAAGUUUGCCAAUGUCCACAAGGUUUUCGGGGCAAGCAACGUGACGAAGCUUCUCAACGAGCUCCACCCCCACCAGCGUGAGGAUGCGGUCAAUUCACUCGCCUACGAGGCCGACAUGCGCCUGCGGGAUCCGGUCUAUGGCUGCGUUGGGGUCAUCUCCCUCCUCCAGCACCAGCUCCGCCAGCUCCAGAUGGACCUCACCUGCGCCAAGUCUGAGCUCUCCAAGUACCAGAGCCUUGGCCUCGCCGCUGGCCACGGCCUCAUCGCCGCUGCCGCGGCCGCGGCCACCACCCACAACCACCCCCAGAACCUCGGCAUCAACCUCCUCGGCCCUGCCAGCUCGCGGGACCACCAUCAUUACCACCACCAGUUCUUUCCCCGUGACCACCAGCACCAGAUGAUCCGGGGCUUCGACGCGGGCUCCAACUACGACGCAAGCCUUCUCGCCAUGAACGUCUCCGCGAGCAUCGGCCAAUUGGGCCAGUUCCACCAGCCCAGGGCUGCCGCCGGAGACGAUCGCCGGAACAUCGACCCUUCUUAGAGUACGGAGUUACAUUAUUCUCCUCCCUUUCUCAAGAAGCCUGUCGAUGGUUCUUGAUAAAUCAUCGGCAAUAGGUUCAAAGAAAACAUACCUGAUUUUGUUUACUGGUGGCAAGGUUUUGUGUGCGAGAUUUGCAUAAGAUCUUUCCUCCUCCUCCUCCUCCUCCUCCUCCUCCUCCUCUAUCUCUCUCUUUCUCUCUGUGGUCUCUCUCGUUGACCUUGCUAUUGAUGCUGUUGACACCUCAGUCGAUAUAUCUAGGGUUUCAAAGAAUUAUGUAAUUUUGGUACCCUAAUUACUUUCGGCGGACUUCUUGUUACAUCUUAAUGUUCCUAGUUUAUUUUAUUUGGACCAUAGAGUGUAAUCU